Molecule: messenger RNA, 3800 nt
Organism: Theobroma umbraticum
Lineage: Eukaryota; Viridiplantae; Streptophyta; Magnoliopsida; Malvales; Malvaceae
Source: RefSeq, a predicted model, not a curated record
GGCAUGACUUUUAACCACAAAACGGCAGCUGAUACUCCUUGGGCGUCUGUCCUAAUUUGGUGCAAAUCCUCGUUGGAAUCUCUCAACCUCUCUUUCUCUCUCUCUCUGUCUCUCUCUUGCUUAUCUACACAAAACACAACCUGUCCUAGAGGGUCAGUUUCAUGUUCACUAUUCUUAAACUGGCAGACCCCACAAUAAUGGCUCCCUUUUUCUGAUGGAAUUCUAGCCUGUACGUCUUUGAGACUUCAGUCUGGUCUCUGGAGUCUCCUCUGAAAUGGGUUUGCUCAAGGUGUCUUGUGUGCUUUUGCUUAGUUUGGUCUUUUCAGCAUUGUGUUUCCAAGGGAAUUGUGAUGGUUCAGAGUUCUCAGUGAAGUUCUUAAAGGCACCUCAUGCAUUCUCUCACCUAAGCUCAGCCAAAUUUGUCUUUGAAGUUUUGGGAGGUGGCAAUGGAACUUGCUCAGAGUGUAGCAUCACUUGCAAGCUGGAUUAUGGCUCUGCUUCAGACUGUGGAGCUAGAAUGAUUUUGUACUCAGGCUUGCAGGAUGGAAACCACACAUUUGGGGUCUGCAUAAAUGGCUCUCAAGGAGCUGGCUGCAGUAUCUAUAACUGGACUGUUGACACAGUCCCUCCCACAGCAUAUGUAACCUCAUCGGCACCUUUCACAAAUGCUCUAAAUGUUUCUGUAAAUAUUUCUUUCACUGAAUCUUGUCCUGGUGGAGGAGGUUUCAGAUGUUCAUCUGUAAAUGAUUGCAAUCUGCUUGUUUAUGGUGCUGGCCAAGUUGUACCCUCAUCACUCGUUAUUCUGGAGCCAAACCUCAAAUAUUCCCUUUUGGUGACCAUAUCAUCUGCUGCUCAGUAUGGACGAUUGGUAUUGGUAAUGGACAGGAAUUUUUGUACUGAUUCUGCUGGGAACACAUUUACUAGAUCAGCAAAUUCAAGUUUUCUUGUGCAUUUUGAUAGAAGAAGUGUAUUUGUUGAUCUGAGGACUCAUGUUCCUGAGAAAUUGCUUCAAGUUGAUGGCGAAAUUAGAACAGUGCGGGCAACUAAUAAUCAUAAUAACUUGAAGGUGUACCUAUACUUCUCAGCACCUAUUCUCAAUUCAUCAGCUGAGAUUCUAAGUUCUCUGAACAUAAGUGAGGGUAGCCUUCUUCCUAUCAGUGGAGAACAUCACGGGAAUCGCAGAUUCGGCUUUCUGGUUGCUAAUAUGUCUGAUAUUUCUAUAGUAACAAUAAGCCUCACUCCAAACUCUACAAUAAGCAGACAGGGGACUCCUGUUUCUCCUGUUGCACCAGUUACUUUCCUAUAUGAUUCUCAGGGGACUGCUGUUAGAUUAAGCACAACAUCUCACAUGAGGACACGAGAACACAAUAUCCCGAUUUCCAUAAAAUUCAUGAAGCCGGUUUUUGGGUUUAACUCGUCUUUGAUAUCCAUCUCAGGAGGGCGUUUGCAGAGCUUCCAUGAAAUCAGUAGAAGCAUAUAUGCUGCAGAAAUAAGAGCAGAUGAUGAUGUUGUUUCUGUCAAUAUCCCUGAAAAUGUAACUGGGGAUGUUGCUGGAAAUAAAAAUUUGGCAUCUAAUGUUCUCCAAGUGAGGCACUAUUCUAUACCUGUAAUUUCUUCUGUGAUUUCCAUCUUUGCAACUGCUGCUUUUUUGUUGACUUGUUUUGCUGCGGGGAUUCUCACCAUGUCAACUGCAAGCCUUCAAUCCGUUGGGGCAUUUUCAAGACCGUCUUCAUCUUUGUCAUCUGACCCUGCAAGGAUACUCUUUAGAAGUGCAUGCCACAUUCAGGUUUUUGCACUGUCUAGGUGGUUGGCAGCCACAUUGCCAGUUGAGUAUUAUGAAUUUGCGAGGAGUUUAGAGUGGAGCAUUCCUUAUUUUAGUCUCCCAUGGGAAACUGGGCACGUUCAACCUGUCAUGAUGGGUUCAAGCCCCAGCGACAGUUCGAAUUCUUUUUUUUCCCGAGCAUAUGAUUGGGAAAUAUCCAAUAGUUUUCAACCAAAACAAGAGGAAUUCAAAGUGGCUGCUAAUGUAUAUGGUUCACCACUUAGUGCAAUGGAAUACAGAUCAUUUUUUGAGAACCAAAGCAUGAAACCAGAAGCAGAUUAUAUUUUGGAUAAGCUGCAUUCAAAUGGGUGGAGGGAUUUUGAUAGAAGCUUGUUCUGGUUAGCUGUAAUUGGUGGCAGUUUGGUACUGCUGCAUGUUUUUCUCUAUUUCAUUCUGAAGUGCAAGAGGAGAGAUUUUGAAAAGCAGGGGAGUUAUGGAGCACUAAUAUUUCCUAGAUUUGAGAUAUUUCUAGGAAUUCUUGCACUUCCUUGUAUCUGCCAGGCUUCCGCUGCUCUAGUUGGAGGAGGAACGCCUUCAGGAGUUGUAGUUGGGAUUCUGCUGCUGGGUGUUGUGGCUUUCGUACUGCUGUCACUGCUAUUGUUCCUGUCUGUCGGAAUCACACUUGGAAAGCUGCUUCAAUACAAGGAAGUCCAUCGAGAAGGCCAGCAGUUUCACUGGUAUCAAGAUAUCAUCAGAGUGACUCUUGGUCCUGGUAAACGAGGCCAGUGGACUUGGAAAAAGGAAGCCAACUCCGUCCACCUAACCAUGUUAGGCCCUCUGUUCGAAGAUUUGAGAGGUCCUCCAAAAUACAUGGUCUCGCAGAUAUCUGGUAGCAAUCCUAGCAGACAGGGUGACCGUAUCAUUGCUUCUGAUGAUGAAACUGAAGAUGCUGAAGCACCUUUCAUUCAGAAGUUGUUUGGGAUACUCAGAAUAUACUACACACUGCUAGAAUCUGUGAAACGAGUUUCUCUGGGAGUUUUGGCCGGUGCCUACUUGAAUAACUGGUCAUCUAAAACUCCAGUAGUUAUCUUGUUAUGCAUUACCUCUUUUCAGCUCUUCUUCCUUGUUCUUAAGAAGCCUUUCAUUAAGAAAAAGGUACAGUUGGUUGAAAUCAUCUCUCUUUCCUGUGAAGUGGGUAUGUUUGCAACUUGUUUUGUUCUCUUGGACAAGGAAUUUUCAGCUGGGGGUGAGACUAAAAUUGGAAUCUUCAUGCUUAUGUUAUUCCUAUUUGGAUUCUUGGCACAAAUGAUUGCUGAAUGGUAUGCUUUGUAUGAACAAACAAAGCAACUAGACACUGCUGGGAACACUUUCCUGACGGGUUUGAAAAUAGCUUCAAUUGGAUUUCUCCUGUAUUUCAUCCCUCAGAAAUUGAUGAAAAGCUUUGAAAGUAAAUUCCCAGUAUUUCAAAGUGGGGGUGAAGUCACAGCGGAUACAGGUGUUCCUUCUGACAGGAUGAGGAGUACUUCUGGGAGCAGGAGCUCUGGCACACCAGAGAAACCAUGGCCAAAACAACUAAGGGAAAUGGCAAAGGCUAGCUUUAGUAAAGAUGGAAGCAAAGUUCCAACUGAUCCUUCAAGCAGUGGAACCAAAUGGAGUGGGUUCUGGGGGACAAAAAGGAGUGGGAGCUCUUCUGUAAGUUCCUCUUCGGAUAUGAAGUCAAAGUCGAAAGGGUUGUACAAAGACUUAGAAGCCAUUUUUGCAUCCAAAUGAUGCCUAUACAUCCCCAAAAACAGGAAGAAAACUUGAGUUUUAUUCAGAGUUUGUCUAACCUUCCAGCAGAGGAAUGGAGAGCUGAGACAGCUACCUCUUGAAACUAUGCAAUUGGUAAUUCAAAAUUGGGAAAAUGUUCCGAAUCAUAGCUUUAUAGGAAUACUAUCAUGGCUUCCUGUGGCUUCUGCGCAGACACAAAACCCCAUUGUUUAGUUUUACCAUUUAUGGAUAUUGACGUUCCAGUAAUAUAAUUCUUUCUAAUGCUUUG